AUGCGAGAAAUUCUUCAAAUUCAAGCUGGGCAAUGUGGCAAUCAAAUUGGCACUAAGUUUUGGGAAGUGAUUUCGGAUGAACACGGUAUACAACCUGAUGGUAUGUACUGUGGUGAAUCGGAUUUGCAGCGCGAGCGUAUUAAUGUGUACUACAAUGAAGCAAGCAGUGGCCGUUAUGUUCCGCGUACUGUUCUGGUUGAUCUUGAACCCGGUACCAUGGAUUCAGUUCGUAAUAGUCCAUAUGGAAAGCUUUUUCGCCCCGACAAUUUUGUUUUUGGUCAAAGUGGUGCAGGAAACAAUUGGGCGAAAGGACAUUAUACGGAGGGCGCAGAGCUAGUUGAUAAUGUUCUGGAUGUCGUGAGAAAAGAAGUUGAAGGGUGCGAUUGCUUGCAGGGUUUUCAACUCACUCAUUCGCUGGGAGGCGGUACAGGUUCAGGCAUGGGAACCUUGAUGAUAUCGAAAAUUCGU
Messenger RNA from Acanthocheilonema viteae, 468 nucleotides. Lineage: Eukaryota; Metazoa; Nematoda; Chromadorea; Rhabditida; Onchocercidae. The record is from the annotation of a GenBank genome assembly.